AUGUCGUACGGAUCUAAAGCCACUGGCCGCUUAGCGGGAAAAACUAUUUUGAUCACUGGCGCCUCCGCUGGUAUUGGUGAAGCCACCGCUAUCGAAUAUGCUUCUGCUGCCAAAGGUGAAUUGAAGUUGAUUUUGACUGCCAGAAGACUUGAAAAAUUGGACAGUUUGAAGUCCAAAUUGGAAGCUGAAUUCCCAAAUAUCAAGGUUUUGACCGUGAAGUUGGACGUUUCUGACCUAAGUGCAAUUGAAAAGUUUUUCAAGGAAUUGCCAAAAGAAUUCUCAGAUGUUGAUGUUCUCAUCAACAAUGCCGGUCUUGCUAAAGGGUUUGCUAACGUUGGUGAAAUUUCUCAAAACGAUUUGGAUUGCAUGUUCAAUACCAACGUUAUAGGUAACAUUGCAAUGGUUCAGCACCUUUUGCCAUUGUUUAAGAAGAAGAAUUCUGGUGAUAUUGUCCAAUUAGGUUCUGUUGCCAGUCGUGAAUCAUAUCCUGGUGGAGCUAUUUACUGUGCUACAAAACAGGCCCUCAGAGCUUUCACUUCCGCCUUAAGAAAGGAGCUGAUUAACACCAAAAUCAGAAUUAUUGAAAUACAACCGGGUAGUGUUGAUACUGAAUUUUCUGAUGUCAGAUUCUACGGCGACAAGGUUGCUUCCAAGAAACUUAACGAAGGUAUUGAACAAUUGAGUGCAGACGAUAUUGCUGAAAUGAUUGUCUUCUUCACCUCCAGAAAGCAAAACACUGUGGUUGCGGAAUCUUUGAUUUUGCCCACUUGCCAAGCUUCUCGGUCCCACACAUAUCGUCAUUCCAAGUAA
Molecule: messenger RNA, 810 nt
Organism: Saccharomycopsis crataegensis
Lineage: Eukaryota; Fungi; Ascomycota; Saccharomycetes; Ascoideales; Saccharomycopsidaceae
Exons: 3
Coding region: 1-810 (269 amino acids)
Cellular component (GO): cytosol
Molecular function (GO): oxidoreductase activity
Source: RefSeq, a predicted model, not a curated record